CUCGAUUUCUGCUCAUGAACUCUUGUGAGUUUUGGAUGUUAAAUCUGAGUCUAAUCAUCUUGUUUUGGUGGAAACUGCACCUCAGUAUUGAUAAGAGAGGUUAGGCUCAAAGUCAGCAGUGAUGGAGUUUGAGGGUCAGUCUCUGAGGAAGGAUCAGAAACAUGGAAAUGUUUACCUUCAAGUAAAAAAGGGAUUUUGUUUUUAGUAAAACAUGGAGGAUUUAGCUUCGGUCCAUUUAUGGUGAACUCAUCAGUCAGGUUUUAGUUUUUCAGAGGAAACUCUCUGAGACCCCACAUGAAGCUUUUGUUUGGCUCUUCUUCACAACCUUCAGAACGUCUUCAGUCUCCUUUAGUUUCACAGAGAUGCUCAAGUUUCCUCUGCAGACAAGAACGUUGUACUUAUACUGAUGCUAUCUGCCUCUAUGUAAACAUAAAUAUCACAGUUAGCCUGUUUGUUUUUUCUCAGAGUGCAUUUUAGAUAAUAUUCUUCCUCUUAUUUUUACUUCAUAUCAUCCCUGACCCAAAAAACAGUAUUUCUACAUCUCAGUAUUUAUCAAAUCAAACAUUCUUGGAGACAGAAGUGGGGAGUACGCCUUUAACUUUCUCUCACCUCCAGCACCAAAGCCCGGCCCACCAGGUGAGGCUAAUGAGUCUGAUUAGCACACUGAGCAUGUGCAGCACCGGUAUAAAGCCUGGGCAGGUGGAGGUGAAGUCCAGCCCACAGCUUCUGUCUUCAGCUUUGAGCAGACUGUUGAGUGAAACCUGCUGUAGUGUCACACCUGUGUUAGGUUGAUCUUCUCUGACAGGUCCAUCAUGGUUUCCCUGGGGUGAGUCACAUGGUCUGAACUUACUGGAGUAAUGAGAACUUUUCCUCAGACUUAACCUUGUUUGAUCAGCGUUUGCUUCUUCUCAACAGGUUUGUGUGGAUUUGUUUCAUGAUCUUCGGCCUUGGAGCUGCUUUUCCUGCGACCAAAGGAGGUCAGUGUCAGUCAGAUCUUCAAGAGUGUCCCUCAAACUCAACUUUUAACAGAUGUACCAAACUUUAACUUGUGUUUUCAGGGCAUGCUAGUUGGGGCACAGGUGCUUCCAGUGGUCUCGGUGAAGGAUUUGCUUCUUACGGCGCUGGUGACUCUCAUGGUGGGUUCGGUGCUGCUUCCUACCCUGCUGGUGCUGCUCCUGGAGGAGAUGCGGCAACAGUAGUCUCUAGCGGCGCUCCAAGCUUCAGGUUUGACGGUCCUACUUUUGCAAACGAGUGGGCAGCUCUGCCAAAUAUCGGAUUCGAGUCCUUCGACCCAAAUGGCUGGAUGCCGUCUCGUUCCUUCCCUGACUUCACCGUGUGGGGCCCUGCAGAAGAAGAACCAGCAAACCCUGAUGGUAAAGGCAAAGGAGGUAAAGGUGUGCAGGAUGAGGAGGAGGAAGAGCAGGAGACCUUCUCUGUGCCGGCUUCAUCCUACAUCGUCCAGACCAGGAACGGCUACCAGAGAGCCAGACAAGUCACCUCUCACAUGAACUACUCCCCAGAGCUCCCUGAACCAGCAGUGAUCUACUACGAGGUGAUCCAGAGAGCAGAACCUCAGGAUGAACAAGUGAAGGGAGGCAAAGGAAAGAAACCUUAAAGGAGGUAAACUCGUCUAAAUCUAAGUUUUCUCAGAUCUCUUCAACACUUACUAACUUAAUCUUUUAUUCUUGCAGGUGUGACUAAGCAGAGCUCCAGCUGUCUUAAUGUGCGUCUGUGCUUUCAAUAAACUUUGACAUGAGACAAUACUCUCUGCUCUUCACUUGUAUAACUGAGUUCUUCUACCGCAAACAAAAGCAACUUGAGCUAAGAGGAGUUUUUGUUCUGUUUGAGGCUGGAAUCUGAAGAGCUGCACACUUUAAAAACUGCUUCAAAGUUUUUGGCUGUGACUGAGUCAAGGACAGAAAAUGAGAAUUUUUUUUUUAAGCAGCUAAUCUUUUUGCUGUACAAAAAUCAGAGUGUGGUCUUUGACCUUAGAGGAGGCAGACUUUCAAAGUUAAUAUAGGACUGCUCUGUGCCUUCAGUUAACCCUUUUUAUACAUGAUGUGAACCGUUUUAACCACCAGCAGGUUGCUCCACAACACUUUGUCAUCUCUUCCAUGACUAUUUGAGGUAUUGGAUCAGAAAUUAAACCUGGCGACUGCAGGAGUGGCUGUAAAAAAGCAACUUCACCAAUCCUGAGUGUUGGGAUUUCUUCUUUUAAAG
Messenger RNA from Xyrichtys novacula (pearly razorfish), 2220 nucleotides. NCBI's taxonomy places the organism in Eukaryota, Metazoa, Chordata, Actinopteri, Labriformes, Labridae. The record is from the annotation of a GenBank genome assembly.